Molecule: messenger RNA, 1152 nt
Organism: Giardia duodenalis
Lineage: Eukaryota; Fornicata; Diplomonadida; Hexamitidae
Product: Serine-pyruvate aminotransferase
Exons: 1
Coding region: 1-1152 (383 amino acids)
Cellular component (GO): peroxisome
Molecular function (GO): L-serine:pyruvate transaminase activity; L-alanine:glyoxylate transaminase activity
Source: RefSeq, a predicted model, not a curated record
AUGUUCAAGACACCCCUGUUGUACCUGCCCGGACCAACGGCUGUUCCAGAUAGUAUCCUCAGAGCAAGGAUGGGGCCAUUGAUGGAUGACCAGGCCCUAUAUAAGGAGAUUUCUGGGGCAGUCCAGCGUAUAUUAAAGACCAAGUCUAGCGUUCACAUCUUGGCGGGGGAGGGGAUGCUUGCUCUGGACUCUGUUUCCUGUUCUCUGAUUGAGCAGGGAGACAGCGUCUUAAUUAUUUCCAAUGGUGUUUUUGGAGAUUGGUUUUUGGAUCUAGUUGGCAAAUACACUAGCUCAUACACUAUUUUCCAAUGCGGUCCCACAUCCGGUGUUUCUGCUUCAGCAUUGGGAGAGUUUCUUAUAGCUCAAGAGCAGAAGGGCGUCUCUUUUAAGCUGGCUACUUUGGUGCACUGCGACACGCCCUCUGGCGUUCUCAAUGAUAUAGCAUCUCUGGUUCCAGUGCUCUCCCGCCACUCGAUCCUCUCCGUGGUUGACGUAGUGGCCUCUUCCUUCGGAAUCUCUAUAGAUCUUGACCUUUGCGGAGUCGACGUGGCCUUGAUGGGCUCUCAAAAGGCCCUCUCAUGUCCCAGUGGACUGAGCAUGUUGGCGAUUUCAGAAAGAGCCUGGCGUGCCAUGGAGACACGAAGGACUCCCAUACCAAGCUACUACUGCAAUUUACUUCUGUUCAAGAACGCACCUGCUACCUUUCCAUACACUGUCUCAUCUUACGAUCUCCUGGGUCUCCGAGAGGCAUUGCGCUUGCUAGAAGAGGAGGGUCUAGACAAUGUUUAUCGUAGGCACAUGCGUAUUGCCGAGGCUGUGCGGUAUGCUGUGCAGAAGUCAGGGCUCACUCUUUACUUAGUGAGUGACUACUCGCCAACGAUCACUGCCUUUCACGUUCCUCAGGGAACAACAUCCGAUGCAAUCUUGCAAACGAUGUUGAAUGACUAUGGUAUCAGAUUUUCGAGCAGUCUUGGCUCACUGGACAAAAAGGUGAUGAGAAUAGGCCACAUGGGCUUCAAUUCUAAUGUUCCAGUAGUGCUCUAUGUUCUCAAGUGUCUAACCCGAACAUUGCGGUCCCACGGUGUCUGUUUAAGGGAUGACAUGGGAGAGAGUUUCUUUGAGAGAUACCAUAGUAUGGUAGAAGUAGAAUAG